Messenger RNA from Vidua macroura (Pin-tailed whydah), 3372 nucleotides. It is a transcript of the gene ADORA2A, whose product is annotated as adenosine A2a receptor. The record is from RefSeq and is a predicted model, not a curated record. The transcript has 2 exons. Gene Ontology annotation, molecular function: G protein-coupled adenosine receptor activity. Gene Ontology annotation, cellular component: membrane. The coding region runs from base 1 to 1311 and encodes 436 amino acids. NCBI's taxonomy places the organism in Eukaryota, Metazoa, Chordata, Aves, Passeriformes, Viduidae. Gene Ontology annotation, biological process: G protein-coupled adenosine receptor signaling pathway; adenylate cyclase-activating G protein-coupled receptor signaling pathway.
AUGCUAGUACAUGGGAAGGACGACUUCCUCUCAGACAUAGCCUACAUCAUCCUGGAACUGAUCAUCGCCGUGCUGGCCAUCCUGGGCAACAUCCUGGUCUGCUGGGCCGUCUAUUUGAACAGCAACUUGCAGAACGUCACCAACUAUUUUGUGGUGUCCCUGGCUGCUGCUGACAUUGCUGUGGGGGUGCUGGCAAUCCCCUUUGCCAUCACCAUCAGCACUGGCUUCUGUGCCUUCUUCUAUGGCUGCCUUUUCAUUGCCUGCUUUGUCCUGGUCUUGACUCAGAGCUCCAUCUUCAGCCUCCUUGCUAUCGCCAUCGACAGAAUCAUUGCCAUCCGAAUACCCCUCAGGUACAAUGGCUUGGUGACCGGCUCUCGAGCCAAAGGCAUCAUUGCCAUCUGCUGGGUGUUGUCCUUCAUCAUCGGCCUGACCCCAAUGCUGGGGUGGCACAAGCGUGCCCAGAUCGAAGAGCUGGGCUCCAACUGGUCCUCUCCCAUCAACUGCAGCAACAGCAUGGUGGCGUGUCUCUUCGAGGCUGUGGUCACCAUGGAGUACAUGGUCUACUACAACUUCUUUGCCUGUGUGCUCCUGCCCCUCCUUCUCAUGUUUGGUAUCUACUUGAAAAUCUUCAUGGCAGCCCGGCGCCAGCUCAAGCAGAUGGAGAACAAGAUGGUACAUGGGGAACGUUCCCGCUCCACGUUGCAGAAGGAAGUCCAUGCAGCCAAGUCUUUAGCCAUCAUUGUCGGGCUGUUUGCAGUCUGCUGGCUUCCACUACACAUCAUUAACUGCUUUACCCUUUUUUGCCCAAAUUGUGCCCACGCUCCCCUCUGGCUGAUGUAUCUGGCUAUUAUCCUGUCUCACGCUAACUCGGUUGUAAACCCUCUAAUUUAUGCCUACCGCAUCAGGGAGUUCCGACACACCUUCCGUAAAAUCAUCAGCCAGCACAUCCUGGGCCGCAAGGAGCCGUUCAAGGCAGGAGCAGCCAGCUCCAGGACUUCCACCCACGGCGGGGACGCAGAGAACGCCAGCAUACGGAUCAGUGAGUAUGCACUAGAGGUAUACACCAACGGAGAGAUCCACAGGGAUCCCGAAAAGCAGGACUUAAACAAGUGCAAAGCUGGCUUGGAAUGGCACCAGAAUGGAAAUGCUCUGGACUUGGAGACAAAUGGGCAUCUCCCACAUUCCUGCAAAAAUGGGAUUCUCUCAGAUGCUUGCCUGAAUAGGGAGCUUCACAGUGAAGAGCUAAUUGAUGCCCAGGUAUCUUACUCAGAUCUGGAAAGAGCAGCCUUUGCUGCAGCUGAUGUUUCCUGAUGAGACUUUCAAAGUUUUCCUGGUAGAAUUAUUUUUUUUUUCCAUUGGUGACAUCUGCCAUGGCAGAACGGAGGUGGGGGGGCGGGGGGAGAGCAGUGUAUUCAGAUCGCUGUGGAGAAAGGUGUCCAUAUCCAGGACUAUUGGAUGAUCCUAAAUACUAGACUGGAGAAAAGCCAAGAGAGCACUGAAGUGGACUAAGGAAGGAGGGACAAGUUACCCAUCAAUGACCUGUCACCAAGAGCAGGGCCAAGGUCGAGGAUGGCAUUCCAAGUUCAGCACUGGGAGACUACUGAUGCAGGGAUUUCGGGACACUUUGCUGUACUGUGCCUGUGGUUGAGUGUUGGUUUUGCUGUCUUUACCAAUGGAAAUAGAAGCGUGGCUGGAAGUAUUCCCUGAAUAAUAAAGAGCAACUGGGAAGGGCCUCUGAGUACUGUGGCCCUGGAACAAGCAGAAGGGGGGAUAGCAAAAUCUAUUGUCAGGAAGGACGCCAGGAGCUGUUUGGAGAGGGAAGGAAUUUACCUUCCUGAUGGGAACUCUGGAUACUUUCAACCAUGGCACUUUGUCUUUCAGUUUGUGUUCUUAAAGCUUAUUCUGCAACAGGUUGCUCAAAUGGUUUUUUUCCAUGUGAUGAUAAGGUUACUUUAUGUUAACUUAUAAAAGAUGGGCAAGAACUCAUACCCGUUCCCUGAGUGCUCAGUGUUCCAGAUGCACAUGGCAAAUAUAACCUCUUAGCACUCCACUCUGUCCAACAAAUCACCAAAGCUGAGCCUUGCCAAGGAUUUCCCUUUGCAAAAGGGCUGUUAGCAGUGCUGUGGGCUGUGUCGUCAGGGCAGGGCUGUGAAGGGCUGUGAGUGUGUGAUCUCUUUUUAGGCUGGUGGUGCCUUCUGCUUUCCCCCUGCCUCUGUGCUUCUCCUCCUGAGCUCCUAGAAUGCAAAUUCUUUCCAUGGCCCCAGAUGUGUGUGAGGGGAGGUAAUAUUCCAUAUUUCAGUCAUCUUCAUCCUCAUUCAACAGGCUGAGGCAAGUUUUUUUUUUACUUCUUUCUUGGGAUAGAGAGUAAUCCACACACAUACCUUGACCUAAUUUUGGAAUUCCAAUGAGCUUUAUUUAAAACCCCUUUUCUCCUGUGAUUUCAGUUUUUUCUUGUGAAGCCUGAUGUGUCCCUGUGGUGCAGAGGCCAACAGAGGCAGCUCUGGGCUCUGUCUGGUUAGAAGAUGCUCCUGCUCUGAGAAUCUGAAAGGUGUCAGUAGUAUUGGAACUCAGCUUAGAAACUGCAGAUUCUACUUUCUGUAGAAGAGAACAGGCAAAUUUGUGCUGCAGCAAGUGUACACACUGCUGUGGUUGGUUGCAGAGGUGUUUCACUGCAGUUUGGUAAUUUUCUGGAAGGAAAAUUAAGGAAGUCCGGAGCUCAAGGACAGCAGAAAACCACAUCAGCUUGAAUUCUACCUGAAGAUUGUCUGGGUUGUGUUUUUCAGACAAAUAAUCCAUGUCCAGUACUACCAGCCGUCUGGUACACUACAGGCAGUAGUGGUCCUAUUAGGAAGUGAAAAGUCUGGUAAUUCUGGGGAUCUGAAGCUUAUUCCCUAGCUGAAAACAUGAGAAAUAUCCUCCCCCAGUCUGGUUCCUCCUCAUGUCUGUCCACUAACAUUUCAGAAGCCAAGGGGGAUUUUCAUACUUGAGGAAGAGCAGGUUAGGUCUGUGUGGUUUUAUUCCAUGUUUAUUUUAUAUAUUGUGAACUAUUAAAAUGAAAAAUCAGUUUUAUUUUGAAGAGAAUUUUCUUUUUGCCAGUUUCCCUACAUGCAUGUGGGGAGACGUUUAUGAUGCUGAAUGUGUUUGAGUAUGUAGCUGCUCUGGGCUAGCACAAAGCUUACUGUGAGAGGGAUAAAAAGAUGUGGCUGCCACCACAGUCCUUAGCAGAAAGACAGGCCAGUUUGUAAAACAAUAGACUUUGUGGUUUAAUUGAACUGCUGCUUUCUUGGCAGGGCUCUUCCCCGUGGUCUGACGUCAGAGGAGAGGAUUAUCACUCCAGCAGCAUGAAGGAACACUGAGCCAUUUCCCUGUGAC